AUGUUUGAGCGUUUUACUAAGAUAAAAGAUGCUUUGAGUCUUUACGCAAAUGACAACAAAAUUGAAUCAAUUUUUCCAGAAGAGUGGAGAGUAAUAGAAUGUUGUCUUGAACUACUGAAACCUUUUGAAGAAGCCACUCAUGAAAUGAGUAGCUCACAGGCUCUCAUAUCAUCUGUGAUUCCCAUCAUUCAAAUGCAUCUUAAAAAACUUGACGACUAUUUAGCGAAAACAUCAGAGACAGAUCCGAUUCGGUUGGCAGCAUCAAAUCUGAAAACACAGUUUUCUUCCUUAGAAGAUAACAAUUUAUUUGCUAUUGCAACGUAUUUAGACCCUCGCUAUAAACAUAAAUUUUUCAAACCAGUCACGGAAGAAAAAAUAAAGGAUGCUAUUUUGAAGAUCGUAAAUGAUCCAGUUUCCACUGGAUCUCCUGAAUCGUCACCAAGUUGGGAAACGUCAAAAAGGAGGAGAUUGGAAGAUGCUCUCGAUCCUGAACCAGGGAUAUCUGAUUUGGAUGAAAAUCCACUCAAUUGGUGGAAAGUUAAUCAGAGUGAACUGAAAAUUCUGUCGGAAAUAGCUCGAAGAUUUUUAUCAUCUCCACCAGCUAGCGUUCCCAGCGAACAAUUGUUUAGUGGAGCUGGCCUAAUAUACGAUCCUCUCAGAAAAAGAUUAGAGCCAGAGAAGGCUGCAAAAUUACUGUUCAUAAAGUAUAAUUCUCCAAUUUUCAAAUUUGAUUAUUGA
Molecule: messenger RNA, 738 nt
Organism: Belonocnema kinseyi
Lineage: Eukaryota; Metazoa; Arthropoda; Insecta; Hymenoptera; Cynipidae
Product: zinc finger BED domain-containing protein 4-like
Exons: 1
Coding region: 1-738 (245 amino acids)
Molecular function (GO): protein dimerization activity
Source: RefSeq, a predicted model, not a curated record